Messenger RNA from Carassius gibelio (silver crucian carp), 6108 nucleotides. Its product is annotated as rho guanine nucleotide exchange factor 12. Gene Ontology annotation, cellular component: cytoplasm. Lineage: Eukaryota; Metazoa; Chordata; Actinopteri; Cypriniformes; Cyprinidae. Gene Ontology annotation, molecular function: G protein-coupled receptor binding; guanyl-nucleotide exchange factor activity. Gene Ontology annotation, biological process: G protein-coupled receptor signaling pathway. Bases 1217 to 5326 code for a protein of 1369 amino acids. The transcript has 40 exons. The record is from RefSeq and is a predicted model, not a curated record.
UCGCACUCUAGGGCUUGACGUUUUUAAUUUAAGCAGCGACUGCCUCAUUUUCCUAAGGAUUAAUUAAACUGAUGUAGCCAGUUGACUUCAAAUCUAAAAAUUAUCUACUUUUACUUUAAUAAGAACAUAAUAUGAAGAAAAAAAAUAGGGCGAAAAGUGAACGCCUUGUCCGAAUCACUAUAGAUACUCAAAUGUUCCAUUCAAAACAAGUACGUUUCAAUGUAAAUAUGAACAAAAUACUAACAAGCCUAUACUCAAAGCUAUCUAAAACUGCAUCAACUGUAUCACAGACAAUUUCUAACAUGUCCUAAUAUUUUAUAUUCCACUGACUGAACGCGUUUACAGAGAUAGAAUCUUCGCGCAAGAGAAACUUUGAAUUACCACCUUCAAUCUAAACUAUAACCAAAAACAUUGUCAGUUUCUUAAAUUCCAGUGAGCCUGUCUACCUAGACAGCAUUUUUGUGCACGUAGCGGGUCAGUUCAGCAGAGCGAGCUGGCAUGAACUGGGUUGAAUCGGAAAUGCUGUCUAUGCAGGCGGCACUCUAGGUUUUGAGACGCAACCUCGCGGGAGACACGGCACAUCUCAACUUUCUCCAGUCUAAUGGACCGGAACCAACAACCUCUAAACUGAUUUCACCGUGGACCCUCGCUUUCAUACGCACUCAGUAUCAUCUGGAAAAACACUCAGGAAGAGCCACGCGAACUUUGUCGAGUGGUUUUGUUUAUUUUGAUGCUUGAAGUGAUAUCGUCGCCGCUCCAUGGAAACUCUCCGCGAGGUGACACGUGUAUGAGCGUGUUUUUUCCCCUGUCUGGGUGACUGGGAUUGGUGCUGGAUACACACGGUUGUUUAUUGUGGUUGGGAAAAUAUCGCGUCUCAUUUUUGAAGUGGACGUUAAUAGGCUGCUGUUAGCUUUAGCAUAGCAAGGCCUCGUCUGCAAGUGUGGGUUUGCGGUAUUGCUGCUGCUGUGUUGGCUGUGGACGUACACACAUUCAGCAUUAGAAAGCCCAAAAGUGUCAAAGGAGUGUAACUUCGAGCAAUAGGAAGUGUUUCUUCUUCACCUGGGAGCUGCUGCUGAAUAUGAAGUGAACCUCCUGGUCAGCACAUCAAAAUACAGAUGCAACAGCCUCAUGCAACAUCAUAAUCCGAUGCCUCUCCUGAUGCAUCUGAAAAUGACUAUAGGAUAUAGGACGAAUAAAAGCUAAAAACAAAAGCCCAAUGAGCGACACACGGUCCACAGUCACUGACAGAACCGGUAGCACCCUCAGCAGAGACCACCCUCCCGAUAAGAGACCCGAAAGCAUCAAGCAGCCUGGUACCCCUACACACGAGUUUGACCCUACAGGGCUGGUUCAGAGAUGCGUGAUCAUUCAGAAAGAUGAAAACGGCUUUGGGCUGACCGUCAGUGGGGACAACCCUGUUUUCGUGCAGCUCGUCAAACAGGAUGGCGCUGCAAUGCGUGCAGGUGUUCAGACGGGGGACAGGAUCAUUAAGGUGAACGGGACAUUGGUGACGCAAUCGAACCACGUUGAAGUGGUGAAAUUAAUCAAAUCUGGCUCAUACGUGGCCCUCACAGUGUUAGGCCGGCCUCCCGGGUUACCCCAGAUCCCCCUCUCGGAGGUAGACGUGGGUCUCGGGUCACCGGGGGAUUAUGGGGACCCCUUUGUUUCAUCUCCCAACUCUUACAAUGCAGCGAAACGUACCUCCUCUCCUUUGGUAUCAUGGGAAGAGAACAGUUCUCCACUUAUCCAAAGAAUGGACAACAAGAGGAUGGUGUUCAUAGAACAACAGGACAUAAAGGGACUGAAGGAGGACUACAGCAGAGUUCCUACACCCAAACCACUACGGGAUAUCCAGGAAGCCAAGAAGCACAUUCCACAUCAGCAGGGCCUGCUUAACAGGGCUCCACAUGAGAGUGUCAGGAACAGUGAAGAUGGCUGUUGGCUGAAUGAGGAUCAGAAUAAGGGAGAUUUCAGCCCGGAGGGUUUCUGGAGUGGAAGUUCAGUGUCAACUGUCCAGCGCGGUUUCUACCCGGCCUCUCCAGAGAGCCAAAGGGAAUCCAACUGUUCCAGUCCGAAGUGCACCCCCAGAGACAGCCUCAACUCCUGCCCCUCCCUGGAGGUCGAGGACAGUCCCAACCUGAAUUCUCGUUUCCCAUCCACCAUUGGGAGCCCACCCCCCCGCCUGGCUUCAGAGAUCAUUGCUGCUGAAGAUGAUGACUUUGACUCUGAGCAGGAGCAGGUGAACGGACAGUGCAGCUCCUUCCAGAGUAUCGAGAUUCUCAAGACUCGCCCCGCUCAUCUUGCUGUCUUCCUACACCAUGUGAUCUCUCAGUUUGACCCUGCACCUCUGCUCUGCUACCUCCACGCUGACCUCUACAAACAGACCAACUCCAAAGAAGCACGGCGGAUCUUCAUGGACUUCUUGACUUUCUUCAUAGACCGGGGGGCAAAUUUGAAAGUCGCUGUGCCUGAAUCCAUCUCCUCUGAGCUCGAGCGACGCAGACCAGAGCUGAUUCCAGAGGAAUUACACAGGCAAUAUAUACAGACAAUGCAGGAAACUCUCCGUCCGGAUGUACAGAGAAACUUGGAGGACUUCAGGCAGAAGCGCAGUAUGGGCUUGACCCUGGCUGAUGUAGAGCUGUCUCGUCUGGACUCUGAACAGCUGGCUCCAGAGAGAGAGAGAUUAUGCGCUGAAAACAUCCUCUCCAAGAUAGAUGAUGUCCUGUUGUCUUCACAGCCCACAGAGGAGGAGAAAUGCAACACCAUACAGUAUGUGAUCUUUCUGUACAUGAAGCAUCUGGGAGUUCGAGUGAAAGAGCAACGAAACCUGGAAUCCAAACGAGUUCGAAUUAAUUUUCUUCCUUCUAAACUAAGGAAAAGCAAAACAGAGAAGGAAGGGGAGAAAAAGCCUCGCUUUCCCAUCCGGGUGCCCCCUCGGUGGCCCAGUCGCAUCGAUUCAGUACCAUCUGGGAGGGUCGGGGACAUCAAGCAUCGGCCUCAGAAGCAGAUGUCUCAGCCUACUUUGGGCGGGUUAGAGUUUAUGGAGGGAGGACGUUUUCGGAGCAGUCAGUCAAGUGAGGGCUCAGACCUCCUACAGAGCCCGAGUUUGAUCACCUCUCCCUUCUUCAGUGCCUCUUACGGCUCACCCUCAGACCCCUUGGGCAGGGACCCAGAGUUUGGUAUGAGCCCGUCUGCGGUGGUUCCCCGGCUCAGUGAUGGGCUGCAGUCUGGAGAUGUGCUAGACAGCAUCUACCCACCCUGUGACUACAUCCCAUACAACAUGGACCAGCCAGAUGAAGAUGCAGACAGACUCCCUGAUGGGGGCACACCAAAACUGAGUAGAAGGUUUGAAGAGUUGCAAAGUGAGGAUGAUCAGGGGAGUGAUGUUUUCUCCGAUGUAGAUCCUCCAAACUGGCAGCAGCUGGUCGGGCGUGAUGUUUUAGCAGGCCUGACGCCCCACGAGAUCAAGAGACAAGAAGUCAUUAAUGAACUAUUCUACACGGAGCGAGCCCACGUACGCAUGCUGAAGGUCCUAGACCGUGUCUUCUACCAGAAGCUCACCCGAGACAACAUACUGCCCCCUGCUGAUAUCAAGAACAUAUUCACCAACCUGGAGGAAAUCGUCCAAUUGCACAUGAGGAUAGCAGAUCAAAUGACGGCGAUACGCAAGAAGAACGAGUUGACGGUCAUCGACCACAUAGGAGAUGAGUUGCUGUCUUGGUUCAGUGGUGGAGAGGAGGAAAAGAUCAAGCAAGCAGUGGGCACUUUCUGCAGUAACCAGCCCUUUGCCCUGGAGCUCAUCAAAUCCCGGCAGAAGAAGGACCAGCGUUUCACCUCCUUCAUGCAGGAGGCUGAGAGCAAUCGACUGUGUCGACGAUUACAGCUAAAGGACAUCAUCCCUGCAGAGAUGCAGAGGUUCACCAAGUACCCUUUACUGAUGGACAACAUUGCCAAGUUCACAGAUGAGUCAGAGGAGAAAGACAAAGUGAGACGAGCAGCCGAAUGCUGUCGGCACAUUCUCAGCCACGUCAACCAGUCGGUGAAGGAGUCCGAGAAUAAACAGAGACUGGAGGACUACCAGAGACGACUGGACCUCUCUUCCCUCAAGCAGAGCGAGAACCCCAUGAUCUCGGAGUUCAAGAACCUGGAUCUCACUAAAAAGAAGAUGGUCCACGAGGGUCCUCUGUCCUGGAAGAUUAACAAAGACAAAACCAUUGAGCUGUAUACUUUACUCCUGGAAGACAUCCUGGUGUUGUUGCAGAAGCAGGACGAGCGUUUCAUUCUCAGGUGUCACAGCAAGAACCUCGCAGGAACGGCUGACACAAAACACAUAUUCAGUCCCAUCAUCAAACUCAGCACUGUGCUGGUGCGCUCGGUGGCAACAGAUAACAGAUCAUUCUUUGUGAUCUCCAUGUCCAAAAACGGAGCACAGAUUUAUGAGCUGAUGGCACAAACAGUGUCCGAGCAGAGAAUGUGGCAACGGCAGAUUGCUCAGAGGGCAGAUGCUAUAAACGCCAAACCCCACAGCAUCAUUCCUUUGCCUCAGCACGAUGGUGACAGAGACGGUGUUGAGUUAAACAAGUUCAGCAAAGGCUCCGAACGGAUCUCCACAGGAAGCAUCCAGUCCGCAGAGAAAGACAGUGAAAUUUCACCCACGGCAGCCCUGCGGGAUUGUGUCCCGGACGCCAACCCUGGGGAAGAGGACCAGGUCCCGAGAGCUGGCAGGGAUGGCUCGUAUCUGGACUCUGAACUCUUGAACGGCAGGGACGCAGACUCUCAGUCCUGUUCGUCUAAAGCAGAUGAGGCUCUUAAAACCUUGGCGGCACUGAAGCAGGUGCUGGUGACCCAGCUGAUGGCUCAGGAUGAGGGCGAGCAAUUGUGCCGAUCGGCCGGCAGUCGUCUCCUCAGGACCACCUCUCUACGCACACCGGUGGAGCACAGCUCCAUUCGCACCCCUAGUCGAGCUAAGGACUACAACUCUGGAGAUACGGGCUUCUACGAGUACCCAGAGGACUAUGCAGCUUACCUGGUUCUGGAGGGGUACGGUGGCCCAGGCGAGAGCAGUACAGAUGAUGAUAUUCAGGUCCGGAGAAAGGAGUCAAGUUUGGCCCACAGCUGUGCUGCUGACUCGGGCAUCAGCCUCAAGUUCUCCUCACCCUCCUCAGGCAGCACGUCCCGCCUCAGCAGACAGGUCCUCACACAUUUACGCUGCCUGCAGGCCAACCUCAACCACCUCAAGGAGAUGGAAACAAAAUAUUAUAAUCUACUUCGCCAAAGGCCGGUUGGCUCAGCCGCCGAUACGGACGAGAGCAGAGAUAAGAAAUAGGGUGGCAGAAGUUCCCAGCUCCUGUGAUGAAGAGGGCAUCGCAUCUAUCCAUAACAUGCUCCGCACAAGCCUGUCUUCCUCACCGCUGAACACCUCCAUCCAAAAAUGAGGGGAAUAUUCUAACAAGGCCUCUCGCUUCUGUCAGCACUCGUCAAUUAGGGAAGACGGACUGUCUCCUCUCAGCCUUACCUGUCCCGAGUACAUGUCCUCAUUCCAACGAACGUGGGCAGCCCAGUCUCUGCUCCCUCCCCAGCAGCCCUCGCUAAAGAAAGGAGAACCAUACCAAAAUGUACAAAGCUGUGUGUUUAGAAAAUAUAUAAGUUGAGAAAGGAUUUUUUUUAAACUAAUAAUGUAUUAAGCAGUUUUUUUUAAACCCAAGAUGUAUUUAUUUUUCCUUUUAGUGUUUUCCAUGUUUCUCGCAUGCUUCUGGCUGUCGAAACUCUUUAAGCUGUCUGUCGCUGUAGGCUCCAGUGUGACUGAACGGGGUGAGCGCUCCAGAAUUCAGACUCUUUUUCUCCCCCACAAUCUAUACGCGUGGAAGCCCAAGCUUGUGCAGUACAUAAAGAGAAGUUUUUGCUCAAGGCCUCCCUCAGUUACUCCAGCCAGCUGACAUUCCUCCCAGAGCCCUGGACUGAUUCAUUGGCCCCUGAGACCCUCCUGCUGAGAUGAAGAGUGGAUGGAGUCUGCAGCUACAUUUUGAUGAUUGCAAAAAGAGAAGAUUGGCCAUCAGGAUUGAAGGUGAUGCAAAACCUGGAAAUAAAGAUGCAAUGACAAAAUCUUUA